Molecule: messenger RNA, 1263 nt
Organism: Pseudoliparis swirei
Lineage: Eukaryota; Metazoa; Chordata; Actinopteri; Perciformes; Liparidae
Product: beta-2-glycoprotein 1-like
Exons: 8
Coding region: 154-1212 (352 amino acids)
Biological process (GO): negative regulation of complement activation, classical pathway
Source: RefSeq, a predicted model, not a curated record
ACAAGGAUCUCCAGCCAGCAGUUACUUCAUGCUGCUGUUAUCUGUUUACUGUUCGGGGAGCUCACGCAGCAGUGAAAGAGGGGACAAGCGUUCAGUGUGUGAAGAAGACACCACAGGAAAGAACAGAGGAGCGUCUGCACAUUUCUACAGAGGAUGGAACGUAUGCUGGCUUUGACUCUGCUUUGUCCAUUUGUGUAUUUUACCACCGCGGCAUCCAACCAAGACAAUGUGUGUUUCAGGCCUGAGCUGGCUGCCCACAUUGAGACGAAUGGGCUCCAGAGGUUCUUUAACCCCGGUCGGGAGUUAACGCUGUCCUGUCAUCAGGGAUACACCCCCGUGCAGGGACCUCUGAAGAUUGCUUGUGGUGCCAGUGGAGAAUGGACGAAAACCAAAUUAUUGUGCAUACCAAAACGGUGUCCCUCUCCUGAUCCAUUGGCUCAUGGAGAAUCGUUCUAUGAGGAUGUCGUGUUUCAGAGUAGGAUUAACUUUACGUGUGAUGAAGGGUACACCUUGACUGGAGACAGCACCAUGGUGUGUCUUGCCAAUGGAACAUGGAGCGCACAAGUACCAGAGUGCAAGACCGUGACCUGUGGUCUCCUACCGAUCCCACAGUUUGGGAUGAUAAUUUAUGACAAGAGCAUCAGAGGGAACACCACUGAUUUUGGCGUCGGAGGGACGUAUACGUGUCUGCCUCCGUACGUAGUUAUUGGCAACCCGAGAACCCAGUGCACCAGCAGCGGCAACUGGACCAAGACCCCUGAAUGUCAAGUGGUGACCUGUCCUACACCGGAGAACAUUGACAACGGAUUCGUGUCCAGCAGCGACCAAAGAGAAUAUGACUACAUGGAAACAGUCAAAUAUGGCUGCAAUGGAGACUAUGACAUCGAAGGAAGCCUUGAGAUUGUUUGUCAGCAGAAUGGGGAAUGGUCUGAAAAGCCAUCCUGCAAAGCUCCUUGCAGUGUUGGCAUACAGAAAGCAAGGAUUUUAUACAAAGGACAGAAAAUCUGGAUCAAACACCUGCAGCCUAACAAAAUCUUCCACAAGGAUAUUGUCUCAGUCUACUGCGAGGACACGGUCCGGAAAUGUGGCUAUGCAGUGCCAACCCAGUGCACCGAUGGAAGACUCACAAUCCCUGAAUGCUUUAAGGAACCCAGAGGUAUUGAUUACCACUUUCGUUCAAGUUCACUUCCAUCAGAAAUCGAACAGUGCUGAAACAACAGCAGAUCCCUUCUCUGAUUAUUAUUAAACUACUUCCAUAACCAA